AUGGCGGGGGAGGAUGGCCGUGAGCGCAGCCGAUCGCCCUCGGCGCGGCGCGCCUUUUGGCAAGCGCAGCUGGAGGCCAUCUACACGCGCCGGAACCCAGCGAAGCUGUCCACCAUCCCGGAGCUUUUGAAGAAGUUCGACGGGCAGGAGGCAGUUCUGUACACGAAGGUUUGUCACAAGUAUGACCUCAACCCAACGAAAUUCCACACGCAGCGAGAUGCUUGGCUCGAGUAUGACUUGACCGUCAACCACGGUCCAUCGCCGGCUGCAAGUUCCCCGCUCUUGAAUGCUGCGCCAUUGGAUGUCACCGUGGUCACACCCGCAGGGUCCACGGCGGAAAUCACUGGUUUGCUGCCCACACAGACUGUGAAAGAUCUUUUGCAGCAAGCUGCUAACCGGCUCAACUUCCCUGUGUGGUGCUCAAAACUGUGCAAGCAGGGUGAAGACCAUCCUGUUGACAUAGACCUGAAGUUGCACGCGGCGGGCGUGACAUCCGGAAUGAGUCUGACGCUGGUCCAGGAGGAGGGGGACCCCGAGGUCUGCGAGGCACUCGAGCGCUUCCGUUCCGGCGAUGCUGGCAGUCCCGCCUCUGUCUUCGUGGUUCUGCAGGUGACGCGGCCUCAUUUUGGUACGCUCUCCGUUUCUCUGAUCGGAGUCUUCAAGCAGAAGACGGAUGCCAUCGAGGCAGCCGUAGUAUCGGUGAGGGAGGCCUGGGGUCAG
Messenger RNA from Symbiodinium sp. CCMP2456, 720 nucleotides. NCBI's taxonomy places the organism in Eukaryota, Dinophyceae, Suessiales, Symbiodiniaceae. The record is from the annotation of a GenBank genome assembly.